Messenger RNA from Cavenderia fasciculata, 1971 nucleotides. RefSeq lists its product as uncharacterized. Gene Ontology annotation, molecular function: deoxyribonuclease II activity. Gene Ontology annotation, biological process: DNA metabolic process. The record is from RefSeq and is a predicted model, not a curated record. Lineage: Eukaryota; Evosea; Eumycetozoa; Acytosteliales; Cavenderiaceae. The coding region runs from base 1 to 1971 and encodes 656 amino acids. The transcript is spliced from 8 exons.
AUGUAUGGCAAUGGUUUGUACUGGGACUCUUCCAUGGAAUCACCAAUUCAAACCAAAGAUGAUCAUUUCACCAAAUUAAUGAACCUUCAUCUUGAUAAGAUUGAUUUAGAGAAUGAAAAUAGAUUCAUCGAAGAUGAAGACUGCCAAACAGAUAAAAAACACUUUAUUACUGCUGAAUGGUUCCAUGAACUUUCAAAGGGCUAUCUCAACCCUUUUAAUAAGGGUGAUUUUAAAGAAGGACAUAUUAAAAUGCUUUUUGUUCAAGACCAAAAAUACAAUGAAGGGUACCAUAUCUCUCAUUCAAUGAGGAUGCCAGGUCUCAAAGGCAGAACAUUUUUACAAGCAAGAACUAAUCCAUCGCAGCAUGCAUUUUGCAAUAAUCUAAAGACAAAGGAGGAUAUUAAUUUGAUGAUUAAAAUUCUCAAGGAAACCAAGGCGAGACCUGCCGCAUCCAACUUUGACCAAUGCCCAUCGUUUGAACCAGUCACCACCCAAGAUGCCUCGACUCUAGCCUGCGAGAAAGAGUUUUCCGAUGCCUGUAAAGACGAGUACUCCAAACUAUCAAAGGACGAGUUGUUAAAGGACCCAAAAGGAGGAUCUAAAAUAAUAUCUACUAUUUUGAACUCGAAACUGGUACAUAAAGCUACCAUUGAUCACUGUAUGGUAAAAAAAAAUGACAAAGAAAGUGGACCAGUCCAAUUGGGUGCAUUCAAAGUGUUUUCUUUCAUUGGUAGACCUAAAAGCCCAUGUAGAAACUAUGACAAUCUAUCUUGGAAUUUCCUUAAAACCCAACCAACACAUCAACAAAAUGCUGAUAAUUAUGCAAUCCUUGAUCAAUGUUAUGCCAAAAACUAUGGAAUAGAGCAAAUAGAACCACAAAAAUCUUUUAAAAUUGGUGGCCCAAAAGUAACAUUUGAUAAAGAUGCAAUGGAUUUUUGUCCAAAUGAAGAAACCAACCAGAAAGAAAAAGAUAAGGAAGCUGAAGAAAAGAACAACCAAGAGGAAACAAAAACAAAAUUGGCAUCAACAUCAAAGCCAACUCUAACCAAACAAGAUGUUGAAAUGGAACCAUCAAAGCCAAUUGUACAAUCCCAACCACCACCACCAUCACCCACUUGCAACAAAGUUCGUAUUUGUAGCUUCAAUGACUUUGGUUUGGAUCCUUGGUUGGUUGUAGCUCGCCACUACAACAAACUCUUCUAUGUCAGUACUGAUCAAGUAUCAUUCCCAAGUCUUAUUGGAAAAACACAUGGAGUUGCAGUCAUUGAUCAUUGGAAUAAACCCUUUUCUGGUACAAAAAGAGCAAUGGAGGUAGGUGAACCAUCGAAUAAAUUGGCUAAAAUGGCUGGUGAUGGCGAUGAUGAUGAUGAUGGGCAAGCGAUCGUCAACAAAAACGAGAAUGAUAUUCUUGUUUCUGCUGAUGUUUUAAAAGAUAUCAAAAGGGAUAAGAAUAUAGAGAAAAAUAUCAAAGAAGAUGAUAUAGAAGCCGUUUCCCAAGACGACUCGGAACCCCUUUCAAACAAAAUAAGAAAAACACAUGAAAAGAUCAUGGUCUCUGCCGAUGGCUCCAUCCUUUGUCUUGGUGAUUCAAAUCGUAAUGAAUUCUCUGUUCAUCAUGCUGGAAGCAUUUAUUGCUUGGAAACAACAAAGACGACCAACCCAUUGGGUAAAAUGGUUCUUGACAUGAUUGGUGGAUACAAUUCAUACAGAGAAUUAAAGUUUGAUAGUCAAGGAGCGAUUGAAAUUGAAAAAUCUCGAAUGUGUUUGGCCAACACGGCAGGCAUAUUCUAUGCCCUUGACACUGUAUCACCUGACAUAAAGUUGGAAAAUACAAAUGGAAGAACAAAACUUAUAGGCUUAAAAAGUGAGAUCAAACCCAUUUACUUUGAACAAGAAGAAGUAAUCAAGAUGAAAGAUGGCCCAUCUUGUUUCGAAAUCAAAGAAAAUAUCCGAAACGAGCAAACUCUCUGA